Aphis gossypii (cotton aphid) is the source of this 3156-nucleotide messenger RNA. RefSeq names its product paired box protein Pax-6-like. Gene Ontology annotation, molecular function: DNA-binding transcription factor activity, RNA polymerase II-specific; RNA polymerase II cis-regulatory region sequence-specific DNA binding. The record is from RefSeq and is a predicted model, not a curated record. Gene Ontology annotation, biological process: anatomical structure development; regulation of transcription by RNA polymerase II. NCBI's taxonomy places the organism in Eukaryota, Metazoa, Arthropoda, Insecta, Hemiptera, Aphididae. The transcript has 11 exons. Bases 649 to 2514 code for a protein of 621 amino acids.
GACGAGACGGACGCAGUCGUGUGGAUCGAACCGUACGACGCGCGCGCGCUCACCACCUAACAUAUACCGAACGGUACGUACACACAUCGCGCACGCACGGCCCGGCGGAAAAACGCGAACGCUGUAACACGCGCGACGUGACUGUACACACGCACACAAACACGCACUGACGCGCUCGCGCCCGGUCUUCGCCGACGCGUAAAUCGGUUGAUCGCCUCUGAUCUAUCGGCGUCACCGGACCCGCGAGGAUCUCCGCCCGACACGCCGAUCUCGUGUCGUGUAAAAACGUCGCGCCGACUUUUUUCGAUAAUUAUUAUCUGUCGUCGGGUUUCAUUUUUGGUUUUCCGAGUUCGGACGGCGGUCACGCGUCACUUUCGUCCACUACGCCGUACCUGAUAUUCCGUCGGCUUUUUUUUUUGUCUCGAUUUCGUUCCGGACACCCAUUCCACGCCCGCGAAAACUAAAAAUCGUAAUAACUGCAGUGCGAUAGUAUCAUAAUAAUAUUAUUAUUGUAUUAUGAUCGGUUCGACGGCGGUGCCGGCACAACAGGAUUAUUCGUAACCGCACACGGCAACUACAACCGUCGUAUGCGCUGAGGCACAAACGCGCCCGACCAACCCGACGGACCUUAAUCGCUAAAACCAGAAAAUGCCAGAAAAACAUUUCACUCAACUGGAAGCUGCUCCAAAAGUGUUGGGUCUUUACGGAGGAGGGACGUGGGGGUCCGUCAAGACGUUGCUUGGAGCUGGGGUGGGGGGGCUCGGGCCUUUCCCUUGCAGAGAAAACGAACCAUUCUGGAAAAUGCCUCACAAAGAUGAUUCGGACCACUGCAACAUGACAGCGGCGGCCGCGGCGAUGGUCCAGAGCUCAGCGGCUCUGUUCGGUUGUUCGGCGGCCGGUCAUAGUGGUAUCAACCAGCUGGGUGGAGUGUACGUCAAUGGUCGUCCGUUGCCGGACUCGACGAGACAGAAAAUCGUUGAGCUUGCGCACUCGGGCGCCAGGCCGUGUGACAUAUCCCGCAUCCUGCAGGUCUCCAAUGGAUGCGUAUCCAAAAUACUCGGCAGGUAUUACGAAACCGGUUCAAUCAAGCCGCGUGCCAUUGGCGGCUCGAAGCCGCGAGUUGCCACCAAUGGCGUAGUGAACAAGAUCGCCGACUACAAGCGUGAGUGUCCGUCCAUCUUCGCUUGGGAGAUCAGGGACCGGUUGCUGUCCGAAGGGGUGUGUAGCAACGACAACAUACCGAGCGUUUCGUCCAUCAAUCGGGUGCUGAGAAACUUAGCCGCACAAAAGGAACACCAGGCCUCGUCAACACACCAACCUGGUGGCGGAAAUGGCCUUGGCGGUGGUGGAGGUAUCGGCGGUGGCGGAGGAGCGGCAGAGUCUGUGUACGACAAGCUUCGCAUGUUCAACGGGCAAACGGGUUGGCCGUGGUACGCAGCACCACCGCCUCCACCGCCGCCUUCGACUGGCGGGCCACCCGUACACGGCGGCGCGCCGUCACCGCACCAUCCAGCACUGGUGGGCUCGGCUGGUCACCAUCCGGGAAACCCAGCGGCCGCCUCACUGGCCACGGCCACCUCGGCGUCACUCACUGCCGUGUCCAGAGACGAUAUACAGAGGAGAGCUGCUGAAUUGGCACCGGAGAGCACGUCCGAUGGCAACUCGGAGCACAAUUCGUCGGCGGACGACGAUUCGCAACUAAGACUUAGACUGAAAAGGAAACUGCAAAGAAACAGGACUAGUUUCACCAACGACCAAAUAGACAGCUUAGAAAAAGAAUUUGAAAGAACACAUUAUCCGGACGUUUUUGCCAGAGAAAGGCUGGCGGAUAACAUAUCUCUUCCGGAAGCCAGAAUUCAGGUGUGGUUUAGCAAUCGUCGAGCAAAAUGGCGGCGAGAAGAAAAAUUGAGAAACCAGCGCAGGGGUGGAGGUGGCGGAGGUGGUGGAGGUGGAGGUGGAGGACUCGACCAGCAAAACGGUACGCCAGCUGCUCUUUCUUCGUCUUCCGCGUCCGUAAGUCCGCCGGCCGGCGCUACGUCAAACGCGGUCGGUGGUGGCGGCAACGGCGGCGCGGGUGGCGGUGGUCACAACAACCGACUGGCGUCGAUCCAAGCGGCUGGUUUCAACCACAUGUACCAGUCCAUCUCGCAACCAAUCGCCACCAUGCCCACCGACAAUUACGGUUCCAUGUCGAGCAUGGUGUCCGGCGGCCAUCAUCACCAUCACCACCAUCAUCCAGCCAGCUCGUAUCCGUACAUGUUCCAUCAUCCGCCACCGGACUCGCUGUACAAUCAUCCAGUGUCGUCGUCACCACGUGUCCCUUGCCAGCCCGCUCCCGCGCACUCGGUCAACGCCAAUACUCAUCCGGCGGCGUAUCCCACUUCUACUCAUCACGCGUCUAACACGUCACCCGGCGCCACGGGCACAGGCGUAAUAUCUGCAGGAGUAUCGGUACCGGUUCAAAUACCAUUGAGCCAAGCGCCGGAACACACAUACUGGUCGAGAUUACAGUAAACGGAUGGCGUUUACCGCUGACAAGAUUUAAAUUAUGUACAUUGCGACGAAUGUUCUGAGUGAUCUAAUUUUUAUUUUAAUAAAUGCAAAAGAUUUUUACUUGAUGUUUGUACCAAUGUAGGUACGUACAUAUUAUACAUAUAUAUUAUAAAUAUUAUAUUAUAUUGUAAGAUAUUAAAAUAUUAUGUAAUAAUAUUGAUAUUGUAUAAAUAAAUUGUUCAUUAUAAACUUAUAUUAUAACCGCAUUAAUAGUUUAAUACUAUACAGAACAAAAUAUGAAUUUAUGUAUAUAUAAAUAAAAAUUAUAUAUACAUAUUAAUAGACUCGUAGAGAGAUAUUUAGUCGUCAAAUUUUAAUUUUGAUUCUAUUACAGUUUUUUUAUACUUUGUUUUAAUUUCUCGUGUAGUCUUACUGUGUAAAAAUAUUGGAGUUUCGAAUAUCUCUAAUAAUAAUAUGUUAUUUUUACGAUAAAUAGAUUCUAUAGUAGCUAAUAAAGUGAUCGAAUUUUUCUUUUCUUUUUUUUUUUACUUGUACAUUAUACAAUCUAUAUCGCAACAUGAUCUUGCGAUUGUUUACAAAAAAUUUGUAAAAACCAUAUUAUCAAUAAAUGAAAUCAUAAAUAAAUAUUGUAAAACCUAUGAA